AUGGCCAACUCCCAACUCAUCAGGCGUCCAUGUUUUUGCCCAAGAGAUCCCACAAAAUCUGAACUUGUACGUUUUUCCCCCCGAUUGUAUUGGUUGGCCUCGUACUGAGAUUGCUCCUGGAUCUUCCUCAUAUCACUGCCACCAUUAUGUUCUAUGACAUGGCAUCCACGGCGUUAUUGGUGGCCAAUUCUACAGGCACGUGCGAUUGACUUCUUUUUACUUGGAAAGCAAGGGGAUUCAUCCAGUCUCUUCCCAGUUUUUCCCAUCGUCUGCUGGCUUUGUUCCUAGACCUUUGCAGUAUGAUCUCCAUUUCUUCCGCUGGGCGUGGUAACACAUUCAUUCGGCUAGCUGGGUCUCCUUGGAUCGGCACGACUCUCUCGCAUUCUGUUCCACAGGAAUUUGUUUUUUAUGUGUUUUUUUUUUAAUUUUGUAUGGGAUAAUACUCGUCUCCUCGUAGGUGUCUCGGGUAUGGAAGCCAGCAUUACCUUGUAGUCGAUGUGGUCACCUCAAUGACUCGGAUGCCAUUUUUUGUCAGGCGUGCGGUGCAGCCCAGACACGUAGGGUGUCCCUGACUCCUCGACUCCAUUAUGCAUUUGCAGAUAUCGAUCAACGACUCAAUCACUUUCGUGCAACCUUUGGGGCGAAACCGUACGAGCGACAGAAGACCCGUUUGGAACUGCGCAUGUCCAGUUUCCUGGCAGCCAUUAAUCCGCCACGUACGAUAGCAUCAUGCACCGGGGAGGGCGUUGUUAAGUUCCUAAUCAGUCUUGAUACCGGCGGGAAAACAGUGGUUCACCGGCGGUCCUGUUUGCGGAUCUCGUGUACAUGUCCGUCUCGGUUGGCAGCAGGAACAGUCAAAAGUCACGUAGGGAAGCUGCGUGCCAUUUUUACCUCACUGGGCCGAAUCAACCAUGAGAAUCCAGCAUCUCAUCCCGAGGUAAAACGCUAUGUCAAAUUUAUGUGCGAGGAGCAGGCAGUGUGGCCACAGUCGUUCCGCGUCAGGCGACUCCUUUCCACCCGCAGAAUCUUGAAGUGUUGUUGCGUUAUUUGUAUGCUGAAUUGUGAGAUUCCAAACACCUGCCUCUUCAACGGUACCUUUUGGUCAGGGAUAUUGCUUUUUUCGCCGUUGACUUCUUCACAGGAGACCGUGCAUCUGACUUGGGGCGGCUGGAAUCGCGCUCGGUUUUUUGGUUAUCGGGGGAACCGGGGUUCCUCCUAAAUUUCACGUUUAGCAAGACGUUUCGCAACACGGAGAAUUCUUCUCGUUCUUUCGCGCUAUUGCCGGCGCCUACGCUUGCCAUAUGCCCAGUCUUUUGGUUCGGGUACUACUUGGACUACUGCCACAACAUGCGAAUCGAUCUUCGCCCGGGUUACAUUUCAGCGUAGCUGCCGGGCAACGCUCAGUGUCCGACCAGCCUUUCGCGGGUUCUGCGGUGAACAACCGUUUGCGAACCCACCUCUUUGCAGUGGGUAUUCAUUCUGGCGAGACGCCGCACUGUUUCCGCACAGGCAUCGCUACAACGUUGAGAGUGUUGGGAUUUUCUGUCGACGAGAUUGCAGAGUACGUCGGGUGGCGGUCGAUCGAGACUGCGCGGCACUAUGCGCGUCCUGCAGCACUCGCAAAACGGGUCGCGGUGUUCUCGUGUGUAGUUGCCGCAGUCCGGGAUUUGGCCAAGGACGGUUCCGUUGUGGCGUAA
Messenger RNA from Paramuricea clavata, 1697 nucleotides. The record is from the annotation of a GenBank genome assembly. Lineage: Eukaryota; Metazoa; Cnidaria; Anthozoa; Malacalcyonacea; Plexauridae.